AUGGGCGCAAACGAGAUGGAGGAAGAAAGAGGAAGAGAGAGACAGGAGGGAGGGAGAGCAGCGACGGCAAGGCAGGUAUCAGUGUACACGAGGACAGGGGACAAGGGCAAGUCGAGUCUCUACAACGGCGAGCGAAGACGCAAGGACGACAAGAUCUUCCAUGCGCUGGGAGACAUCGAUGAGCUGAACUCGGCGGUGGGAAUCGGGAAGGAGAUGAUAAUCAAGGAGAAGGUUGAGGACGACAUUCUGCUUGCUCGCCUGGAAGACAUCCAAUGUCGCCUGCUAGACCUUGGAGCUCACAUCGCCACGCCGACGAGCGAAAAGACGGCUGAGAAGGUGAAGAGGAUGAAGGUAGAAGACGUCUGGGUGGAUGAUCUCGAGCUUUGGAUCGACGAGAUGGACAAGGAGCUCCCGCCCCUCAAGAACUUCAUCCUCCCCUCCGGGGGGCUUGCAAGUGCAACGCUACACAACGCGAGGACUGUCUGCAGGCGGGCUGAGAGGAACGUCGUGGCGCUGCAGCAGGACGAGCAAGCAGUCAUCGACGCGUCGGCCGUGCGCUACCUGAACCGACUCUCCGACUUUCUCUUCGUCUCUGCUCGUCGCUGCGCCAAGUUAGCGGGGAAGCCCGAAGCCUUGUACCAGAGCGGCCAUGGCCUCAAGACGCGCUCGCACUGAUACGUCAGGUUCACUCACGUCACGGACCCAACGCGCUACUUCGAGCAAGUGCCCUCCUCCCUUCCUCCGCGCUAUCCCUGAGCGUUCAAGCCCCGCCUGUUCCAGGCCAUCUCCACUCCUUCCCUUCUUCCUUGUGAGUGUACCUCUCCUCCCACACGCCCUUCUCCUUGCUCGUUAUCAUGAUGAUAUGUACAUGGAAACUCUCGUCCUUGUCGAGGCGAAUUACUUUCGCCGGAACCCAUUCCACCUCUUCAGUUUCAGGGUCCUGCACCUCAACCUCGAUGAUAGCCCCGAGCUUGAUCUCUCUGUCGAAGAUCUCGGGGAUCUUGUACAUGCCCGUGCUGCUGUCAACGCCCGCGUUCUCCUUGAUCCGCUUCAAGUCCGACUGUCUUUCUUGCGCUUCGCUCAGAGCAGCCUUGCCGUCAGCACUCUGAAGUUUCUCGACGAAGCGAUCGAAGUAGAGGUCGAAGGGCAGGGUGAGGGGGUACCGCACCCACAUCUCCUCGUGAGUCCCAAACAGCAGCACGAGGCUCUUGCCCACGUUUCUCCUCGCGAUCUCUUCAGGAACGAAGCAAACUUCUGCUGGCCAUGGCUGUGACCAGUGCGAAUCCAUCUUCACCCAGACCAGAUUUCCGCUCCUCCUCGCGUUGCUGGAAGAUACGAUAGCAUUUGCAUCCUCGUCCUCGUUGUCGACAGCGUCUUCAAAGUUAUACCCGGCGUCCAACAUGUAAACGAUAGAAGCUACUCCCGAGGUAGUCAUGGCAAAUUCGU
Molecule: messenger RNA, 1446 nt
Organism: Guillardia theta CCMP2712
Lineage: Eukaryota; Cryptophyceae; Pyrenomonadales; Geminigeraceae
Exons: 9
Coding region: 1-675 (224 amino acids)
Molecular function (GO): corrinoid adenosyltransferase activity
Source: RefSeq, a predicted model, not a curated record